Molecule: messenger RNA, 3838 nt
Organism: Gordionus sp. m RMFG-2023
Lineage: Eukaryota; Metazoa; Nematomorpha; Gordioida; Chordodea; Parachordodidae
Exons: 5
Coding region: 222-2867 (881 amino acids)
Biological process (GO): negative regulation of BMP signaling pathway
Cellular component (GO): nucleus
Molecular function (GO): SMAD binding; DNA-binding transcription factor activity, RNA polymerase II-specific; RNA polymerase II cis-regulatory region sequence-specific DNA binding
Source: RefSeq, a predicted model, not a curated record
AUAAUAAUAUAAUAUAAAAUAUUUAUAUUGCGUUGUAAAUGUCUUCUUUUCUUUUCUUUUCUUUUCUCUUCUCUUCUCUUAUUUAUUUAUAAUAUUAUUAUUUUUAAUUUUUUUAUUAAAAAAAUAAUGUUAUCGUUCUUGAAUAAGAAAUAAUUUAUUUAAAUUUUUUUUAAAUGGGGCAUGGUCCUUUCUUGUUUUGAUAGAUAAAAUAUAGUUAUAUAAUGCGAUCGGCGUUAUCGGACAGCGAUGGCGCCACGCAAAAUAAAUCAUUCUUUGAAGCUAAAUAUACAAACACGUACAAAGACUCGCAAAAGCAAAUUUUGGGAUUGUACUACUUUUACCAGCAAUGCUAUAAUAAAUCAUUCAACCAAAUUCGGCAGAACACCGACGCGGAAUUUCAGCUUAAUGGUCAUGAAUUCAAUAAUAGACAAUUAGAUGACGACUUAUUACUUGAUACAACUCAUUCCUUUGAAAAUGGAAUCGAAAAUUUUGUAGACUCCCACAAUAAUCGUAAAUUACCUAAUAGUGCCGACAAUUUUUUAGAAACUUCAGGUAUAAAUUAUAAUUAUGACAGUAAUUCAUUUUGCAGCAGUUUAAAUAGGGUUAAUCUCAAAAUUCCGACGAAUAAGGAUUUUAAAGAUGAUAAAUGCGCAACCCUCGUGCAUUCUUAUUCCUAUAAUUCCGAUUUGAAGAAAUUUCAUUCUCGUUUCACAAAAGAUUACCAUACUAAGGGAACGAUCAACCCAAGAUAUUACUCUCCCCCAAUUUCAAAUUUGGAUGUCAAAGGUUGCAACAUUAAUUUGAGCCUAGUUAAUAAUAUUGUUAACUCAACUGUUAACUGCCAACAUAGGGAAGUGACUUUCACUCUUCUUGAAGGUCAUGAAAUAUCUUGUUUUGAAAUAGGUGGUGAAAAGCGUCUUUGUCUGCCUCAAGUGCUCAACAUAGUACUGAAAGAUUUUUCAUUGCAACACAUUAAUGCGGCCUGUGAAGAAUUGCAUGUAUAUUGCUCCAGUUGUGAUCCCAGCCAACUCAAAGCCCUUAAACAAGUAGAUGCCUUAUCACACAUAACACUGGAUUGCGGACUCAUUACAAAAACUGACUCUGAGAGGUUGUGUGACUAUUUGCUGAGGAAUUGUUGUGGCCGAGAAAGAGCACUAGAUUUGAGGAAUUCUUUAUCAUCUUUGAACAGCAUCACCCAUAUUAUCAAGACACGAUCUUUUGAUUCUGAUUCCCACCUUGAUAUUGCUUCAGCUACUCGCCACAAGAAAAAAAAGUUCAAAACUUUGCCUGAUUUUGUGGGGACAUCAUGUAUAACCACCAAUCAAAUCUAUGAUUUUAAUGAUGAUGAUGAAACUGAUGACAACAAUGAGGAUACAAGUUUUAAGGUGUAUCAUGAAUGUUUUGGCAGAUGUGUUGGACAGGUCCAUUUCAGCCUGUACAAAUACCCUAAGGCAGCCUGUAUUGAAUGCCUGCAUUGCCAUUUGCUAUUUACACCACCACAAUUUGUUUGCCAUUCUCACCGACAAGCAGAGACCCGCAUUUGCCAUUGGGGUUUUGAUUCGGAAAGGUGGAGAUCAUAUUUGUUCCUCAAAUUGCCUUCAAUCAACUCUAAAGAUAACAAUCAUAUUUCCGCUGACUCAACAAAUAUAGCCAAAACAUUUAGUUCAUCAUCCUUGGAAUACCUUGUUAGUGGCAGACAAUGCUUAACUAUUCCCAUAAUAACUGGCAAAGAAACAAGUUUACCUUCAUACUUCAGUGAGUCUUAUUGUGAGCAUAUAUGCAAUGACUAUCAAGUUAUCAAAACUUCUGAACAGGUAGGAAUGUGUAAACGCAAAAGAUAUCUUUCUGACACCCAAAAUAACCAUUUACAUUCUGACAGCAUUGCCUUUAAUCAGUCUAUCAAAAAACUGGAAGCUCAACUUGAGGCCUUUAAAAAUAAAUUUUCUUCUUGUUCCACCUCACAUAAAAAUGAAACCAAUGUGCUACCAAUUAGGAUUGAGCACACAGAAUCAUUUGAUCAUCCAAUACUCACCCAAAAUACCCUCAAGAUGGACAACUCUGCAACAAUUCAUCCAUCCACCGGACUUCAUUCAACUGUUGAAAAUCUUUCCUUUUGGUCGGAUCUACGUGUCGCGAACUCAAACUCUUUUCAGCAUUCAUUCAUCGCCUCUGCGACCGUCGCUGCUCCUUAUUGGCUUCUCCCGCCAUGUUACGUGUCUCCUAUUUUUAGGGAUAUUUUAUCGGCUUCUGCUGCCAUUUUUAAUUAUGGAUACAGUCCCAUGCACAACUUCAAUACUUUACACUUCCCGUCAUCACCCUUAUUUAAGUUUCCCAACCCUAAUAUUUCCGAUCAAUCUACCCAACUUGUAACAGGUAUCAAACACACUCAUUCACCUGAAUCGUUGGAGAAGUCCACUCCAGUCGCUUUCUCUCAAAGAUUUGUCACUGACAAUAUCAACGAGGACCAGGAGCCCGAUUUAUUUCACGCCUAUGUUACUUGUCCCAACGUAUUAAAAGGACCCCAAAAUGAUCUGGAACGAUUAAAACCAUCCUUUAUUCGUGUACCGUUCGAACUCAGCAACCGUAUAUAUUUCAGAAUCGGGGAAUUGGAAGAAAAAGUAAAAUCUCGCCUGUCCAAUCUACCUCAAGCCUUGGUAGAGCUCAUUCAUGCCGAUUUUAAUGAAGCCUUGAAUAAUAUCAAAGUUGAUAUAAUGAAAACUUCUCUGGUUAACGAUUGUUGUCCAUUCAAUAACAAUAUCGAAAUCGUCGAAAAGCUUAAGAGUGAUGACAAAAAUUCUAAAAUCAAGGUCGAAGAAGCUAAUGACGCAUAUUGGAACGAAGCGAUUGAUUUUAGUAUUUCAAGCUAAUUACGUGAUGGUGAUCGCAAACGCUGAGGAUGAUUCUAUAGAAAAUUGGUGGUAUCUUACGAGCCAGAAUCACGCAACAAGGAUUCCCUAAUAAAAUUACGGACCAUACAUUUAAACCAUUUAAAUCGCCAUCUUCCUCUUUUUAUGGCUUUUUUCCAUAAGUUAGUCUAUACAUCAAUGCAAUAUUACUUUAAUUUGAUUACUUAAAAUAUGCCAGUAGUUUUAUACUAUACAUUCACUAAAUCAUAUUUCCCAGAGGCGUGUCCGGUGAUCGCAUUGAAGCAUGCAUAAGCCCUAUGAUGAUUAUUUUAUUUUCUCCCAAUAUAUAAUUCAAUAACAAAAUAUAAAUUAUGUUCUUAUAUAGAAUUUAUCGAUUAAAAUUAUCGCAAGAUUAUGUCUGUUUUUCAUUACUUAAAGGGUUUGUUUGCAAAUGUUAUUUCUCCUUAGUCAAUUUAUGGGAUAUAAGUUAGUUAUCAAUAUAACCUAUCCUUCGAUGUAUUUAUCUCACAUGACCCUCUCAUUUUUUAGUCUAAAUGUAAUUAUUGACUCUAUGCCCCCCCCCAACGUUUCACAAUUAUUUUUUUUCCGGAAGUAUAAAUCUUUCUUGCUUAAAGUAUAUCGAGUAUCAAUAAUUCCCGUCAAACAAGAAUUUUUUCAUAGAAUAUUCAAUCCUGUUCUUUUACAAUGAGCAUAUCACCAAUCGCAUAGAUCUGGGUCCGAAUCUAGAAGAGCAGAUUUUUCCUGAAGCCAUGAUUGAUAUAUAGUUUUUCGGAAUCAACGGCGUGAUUCCGACUAUUAAUUUUAAAAAUUGGCUUAUUACAUUUUAAUAAAAUUUGGUUGUUGUUUAGAAAAAAUUAAAAUUUUGUCGUUGUCUGGUCAACUUCACCACGGUCUUUAGAAAUUAUAUAUUUUAAAUAAAAAAUUAUUAUCAUAUCGAUACGUUUUUAGAGGAAACAUUUUAAAAUAUGAUU